Oryzias latipes (Japanese medaka) is the source of this 747-nucleotide messenger RNA. The record is from RefSeq and is a predicted model, not a curated record. Lineage: Eukaryota; Metazoa; Chordata; Actinopteri; Beloniformes; Adrianichthyidae.
UUGUCGUAGAGGCACCCAUGAUUCCUGAUUUCAAAACAAGGUGGCCAGCACUCCUCAGCGUGGGUCAGUUGAAUGCAGAGUUCCAGAGAAUCACAACAGUCCAGCUGCAGUUCAAGUUCUUCAUGGAAUUGGAUGCUCUGUCUCCUCGUCUCUUGAAGGUGUAUGCCAAGAAAGGUGGUUUACAGGGACAGAAGCUGAGAAGAGUCUUGGUACCCAUGACCCAGACUGAUGACACAGAUGUAAGACCUGAAUGCAUCCUCAAGCGGCUUUGUGUUGACAUGAACCAAGAUCCAGAGAGGCUGGUGAGAGAACACAAGAGUGAUGAAAACACAGAAGAGGCUCUGGCAGAUACAGUCUUGGGGAUUUUUGCCAUCCGACACACUGGUGCAGACCCAAGUGAUGACCUUGAGAAUGUUGGGAUUAUUUUGGAAGGAGUGAAAGUCAUAAAUGACUUAAAAUAUGGAAGUCUUGCAGUAUUACUGCUGUUUGUUAUUGUGUAUGCCCUAAACCUGAGCUACCCAUCAGAUUUGAAAUAUACUUUUGAAGUUCUGCAGAAGAUUAUAAUGGGUUUGGAUGGCGACAAGUUAUCCAACAAAGUACAAGUACUCAAAACAGCACCAUCCUGUUAAAUGGCAGAAGGAAUUGUUCAGUAUUGGCACCUCAAAUAUGAUGUGCAGGUGUUAAAAAGUGUUUUUCAAAUAUUUAUUCUUUGUCAUACUGAGUUUUCUUAACACAGCAUAAGCUAAA